AUGGUUCCGACUCACUGGCGCCGAGUAUGCACUGAUGGCCAACAUGCCCGACGAUGCCAUCCCCAAUGCGAUUGUUGUGAAGAACAUCACUUUUACGAUCAAGCGCGAGGACCUGUUGCAGACCAUGGCCGAUCUGUCACUGCCAUGCCCUACGCCUUCAACUACCACUUUGAUAACGGCGUGUUCCGCGGUUUGGCCUUUGGAAACUUCCGCACGCCCGAGGAGGCGGCGCGUGUCAUCAUUGGGCUCAACGGCGUUUCACUGCUCGGGCGUCCGCUCAAGUCCAUGGGUGAUAUGCAAAUUCAACAGCAGCAGCAGCAGGAUAUCUUUGGUGGAUCCUCGGCAAUGUCCUUUGGCCAGAAUCAGUACCAACACAGCAACACCAGCAGCAGUACCAACAACAACAAAUCCAGCAGCAGCAAUAUCAGUUUGAGCAACCUAUUCCUCGCCCGCGUCGCAACCAGAACAGCGAUGCUCCUGAGCGCCCACGAUCAAUGA
Messenger RNA from Kickxella alabastrina, 498 nucleotides. RefSeq lists its product as uncharacterized. The coding region runs from base 1 to 498 and encodes 165 amino acids. Gene Ontology annotation, molecular function: nucleic acid binding. Lineage: Eukaryota; Fungi; Kickxellomycota; Kickxellomycetes; Kickxellales; Kickxellaceae. The transcript is spliced from 3 exons. The record is from RefSeq and is a predicted model, not a curated record.